CCUGUCUCUGUGCCUCUCUGUGGCCAGCAGGAGGACAACUCUGACCUUAAGUGCCAGCUCCAUUUUGCCAAGGAGGAGUCAGCGCUCAUGUGCAAGAAGCUGACCAAGAUGGCCAAGGACAGCGAGGCCAUGCGGGAGGAGCUGGCCAAGUACCGCUCGGUCUACGGCGACGUGGACGCCUCGCUCACCGUGGAGGAGGUGAACGACUCGCCCCACACCCGCGAGGCCGAGGUUAGAGUUCACCUGAAGCUGGUGGAGGAGGAAGCCAACCUGCUGAGCCGGCGCAUCGUGGAACUGGAGGUGGAGAACCGUGGCCUGCGGGCCGAGAUGGACGACAUGAAGGGCCAGGAGCUGCCACCAGGGCUGGGGGUCGGAGGCAUGGGAGGCCCUGGAGGAGGAGGUCUGGAGAAUGUGAUGGAGAUCCAGAGGCACCUGCAGUUUGUGGAGGAGGAGGCAGAGCUGCUGCGGCGCUCGCUGCUGGAGAUGGAGGAGCAGAACAAGCUGCUGAUGAACGAGAUCAACCGCUACAAGUCGGAGCUGCCGCUGGCGUUGGACCCAGACCAGAACGACUCCUCAUCCAUCUCUCUCCUGGAGGACGGUCAUGGUGCGGGGGCUCUCAUCAGCACCGAGGCACCCCAGGAGGAGCUGCUGCAGGCCGCCAGGCUCCAGAUCGGGGAGCUGAGCGGCAAGGUGAAGAAGCUCCAGUACGAGAACCGUGUGUUGCUUUCCAACCUGCAGCGCUGCGACCUGGCCUCCUGCCACAGCUCUUCUAGGCCAGCCCUGGAGACCGACGCUGAGGCAGGGGACUCGGCCGAGUGCCUCCCCAGCCAAGCGCGCCGUGAAGGCCCCAUCGGAGGGGAGAACGAGCCCCUGGAGGAGAGGGAGAAGAAGACGUCCACGGGGGUUCCCUUUCACCUGCACGGUAACGUCCCCCUGGGGCUGAAGGACCAUGAGGCCCUGCUGGCCAUGAGGGACCAGGCCCGCCUCAUCUCUACAGCCAUCCAGCUGCUGACCGCUUCCGACUCCAACUGCCCCUCCCUCUACCGCAAGAUCUCCUCCACCUCCUCCGGGGAGGCUGCAGAGCCCUGUGUCCCAGAGAAGAGCCAGCAGGCCCAACCCUCUAAGCUCCAGGACCUGCCCCUGGUGGAGGCUCUGACGGGCAGGCUGCGAGCGCUGCACACCCAGCUCCAGGCCUUCGUGAAGCGAGUGGAGAGCUUCGGCAGCGCCCCUCCUGGGAGAGAGCAGGUGGAGGGGACAUCGCCCCUGCCUCUACUGUCCGAAGCUGGAGACUCCGUGACGGAUGCACCCUCUGCCUCACACCCCUGCCCUCCAGACGACCAGGCGGGUGAGAUCACUGCAGAGCAGAAGGUAAGAAUGAACACCCUCCUCCUCUUCCCACCACUCAUUUAUUAUUGAUUAUGUUUCUUUCCUUUUCUUUUUUAUGCUCCUUUUUUGUAGUAAGUCUAUUAUUUCUGUUCCGUUUGCUCUUUGAACCACGGUAUGGCUAAUACUCCCCCCCUUCCCAGCUCACACUAUGGUUUCUCCCUGGCACAGAAUGCUGCCGGCACACAUGACAUGACACGCAUGCUGCUUUGAUGCCUUAUAACCUGUUAUAGAUGCUACAUAGAGCUCAGGGCUCAAAUGGAGCCACCACUGUGCUGCAUGACAACUAGAAUGAUAAAGAAAUCAUAGAAACCAUAAACCACAAUCUAUUUACACACAUCAAAAGACAAUUCGCAUAUCCAUGUAAAUGCACUCUAGUAAAGUUGGUUCUAUGCUUAGAGUUAAGCUCCAUUAGAGGCCUACUGAGUCCCAACCCCAUCCGCUCUCCCCCCGUCCCUCCCUCUCUCACCCCGUCACUCCCUCUCUCACCCCGUCCCUCCUUCUCUCUCCCCGUCCCGUCCUCUCUCUCCCCGUCCCUCCCUCUCUCACCCCGUCCCUCCCUCUCUAACCCCGUCCCUCCUUCUCUCUCCCCGUCCCGUCCUCUCUCUCCCCGUCCCUCCCUCUCCCCGUCCCUCCCUCUCUCACUCCCUCUCAACCCGUCCCUCCCUCUCUCACCCCGUCCCUCCCUCUCUCACCACGUCCCUCCUUCUCCCCCCUCUCACUGCAUGGGCACCAUGACCGCCGCUUUCUGCACUUGUUUCCCUUUCCUCUUUUUCCUCUCUCUUCUCUCACUCUUUUGAUUAUUUUAAUCCCCUCUCCUACUCUCUCCUCUUACUCUCCUUCACUCCCCCCCUCCUCCCCCAACCCUCCAGCCGUCGCUCCUACUUCUCAUCAUUGUUUUGGUUCUGUUCUCCACUCUGUCCUACGCCACUCUGACAAAGCUGUUUUUCCUUUACAUACUUUUCUUUGUCCUGUGAGGUUAAUUUUUUAUUUUCAAUGUAUCUUACGGAUCUUCCAUUUUGGUUGUAUUGUUUUGUUUUGGAUGCCCUCCAUCCCUACCAUAUGUCUCCCCUCAUCCUCUUCCUUCCCUUUCCUCUGUUCCUCUUCCUAUCUUUUUAUUUGUUUUCAUUAACUUGCCCAUGCAUGCAGCAGCCUGACUUUAGGGACCAAUCAGAGCACGAGGUGAAAGGUCAGGAGGAGGAGGAGGGUGACAGCCACACUGACAGCAACAAGAACCAGGAAACACAGGAGACGGAAACAGCCCUGGUAGGUCACUGCUAUAGAAUAGUCAAAAUACACGCAUGCAUGCACAAACACACACACACACUGUGCACUCCUUGAUGGCCCAAACAUGUCUUUAGGCUCUCUUCCCUCGUUCUUUCAUGUGAUAGAUAGUGGGUGAAUCAGGCUGGAAUCACACUGCUGCUGCAGUAAACACAAUGACAUCAGCUCUUGAAGUGAGAAGAGGAAGUGUCUGCUGCUCAGUGUUCGUUUGACCUUUCCGUAGCAGGUCUCCUUGGAAACCUGGACUGUGAGGGAGGGGGCAUCUGCAGAAGCGAUGAAUAGAGCAGAGAGAAACACAAUCGCCACAGCCCACUCUCCUGUUACAGGAUAUACAAUGUUAGUUUUAUAAUGUGGGAGUCAUGAAAGGGAAGGUUUCUCUCUGGGCUGUACUGUAGCACAUAAUCAGUUAGUCAUCUGAACACACACUUCCUAAAUGUGAGAACUAGAGAACCUCAUUGUUGCUGUCAAUAGGCUGGUUAUUAAAGGUUCAAUAACUCAGUUGAUUUCUCUGUAUCUCCUGAAUUAAAACACAUUCUUGAAAUAUAUAAUUAUAUAAUCAUAGUAGGCAAUUAACUAUGACAGCAUUGAGCGGGCCACAUUAAAUCAGCUUGUGGGCGACUUUUGGCCCACGGGGCACGUGUUUGAAAUAAGUAGGCCUAAUAAUUCACCCUGUGUCUCUCCUCAGUAAUCACUGCAUCACAAACUACUGUUGGCUUCUACACAUCAUCAUCCACCCUGCUCCUCUCCCCUCUCAGUGAUCAAUGAUUAGGCUGCCAGGACAGGGGAGAUCAGGACCGGGUCCGGCGAGGGAAGGAGGAAAGGACAGGGGAUAGGGCAGGCAGUAACACCUUGGCCCCACUCCAGGCGAUGUUAUCACACGCAGACUGCCUGAGUGCUCUGUCUGUCUGUAGAGACAGGGUCGGUCGAUAGAAGCAUGACAGGGCUGAUGUAUGGACAUGGAUGUGGGAGUGUUGGUGGGAACCAGGAGUCCAUCAGGGUGACUGUGUUCUGUGUCAUAUUCAUUAGGGAACAUAGUUUCAAAAUGUUGUGCAGGUAGUCCCACCCCGUUUUAGUCAGUUUUCUUCUGUUUAGUACCUAAUGAAUACGGCCAUGGUCUCUCCCCACUGAGUGGUGCCUCUUGUGUCCAUUACCACCAACCAAUCCUUUCAGAGUAACUCUGUAAUGUUAGAAAUAGGGUACUAUAUCCUGCUCAGAAAGCAACUUAAAUAGAAUAUUCUUCUGCAGGACAGUAAGACCGACAUAAUGCUGUGAAGGGCAUUGGAAACUGACAGCAGGUUAUCCAUUUAUGUGCAUGGAGUCUGCGUCUAAGGCUUGGCUCGGGAAUGUAAGCCUUUUAUACAAUUUUUAUGGUCUACGAGGCGAAUAUGCAUUGGAAUGGGAGGAAAUUGAAAGGUUUAGCAGCUGAAAUUGAGCUGCCCUCACUCUUACUCCUUGGAUCCCUUUGGUGAGAAAAUGAGGGUGUCAGAAGUCACUUGCACAGGCUGCUGAGGAGAAGGAGAAAGGGAGAGAAAUGCAGAAGCGGGCUACGGUGUAAAUUAUACAAAAAAUCUACUGCAAAUCAAUUUGUGACUCGCUGAGUAAUAGUGAGCUACAGUGUCAUAGUGCAAUUGGAACUUGCACUGGCAGGGACUCUCUCAGAAUACACAGUGAGGGUAGAGUUAUUGGGAGGGCACACUGCCAAAACGUUGGUUAUCCCUAGUAGAUAACCAAGUAGAUUGUAGUAGAUUGUGAGUAGAUAUUGAGUGUGCAACUUUCUUUUUUCCCAAAGAAUAAUGGUUGGUGAAAUUGUACAACAACAAAAACAAUGAUUCCAGCAAUGCAACGUCUAAAUAAGCUAACAUGAAAAUAAAUGACAUUGUAUUUUCACUUACAGUGGGGAAAAAAUGUAUUUAGUCAGCCACCAAUUGUGCAAGUUCUCCCACUUAAAAAGAUGAGAGAGGCCUGUAAUUUACAUCAUAGGUACACGUCAACUAUGACAGACAAAAUGAGGAGAAAAAAUCCAGAAAAUCACAUUGUAGGAUUUUUAAUGAAUUUAUUUGCAAAUUAUGGUGGAAAAUAAGUGUUUGGUCAAUAACAAAAGUUUCUCAAUACUUUGUUAUAUACCCUUUGUUGGCAAUGACACAGGUCAAACGUUUUCUGUAAGUCUUCACAAGGUUUUCACACACUGUUGCUGGUAUUUUGGCCCAUUCCUCCAUGCAGAUCUCCUCUAGAGCAGUGAUGUUUUGGGGCUGUCGCUGGGCAACACGGACUUUCAACUCCCUCCAAAGAUUUUCUAUGGGGUUGAGAUCUGGAGACUGGCUAGGCCACUCCAGGACCUUGAAAUGCUUCUUACGAAGCCACUCCUUCAUUGCCCGGGCGGUGUGUUUGGGAUCAUUGUCAUGCUGAAAGACCCAGCUACGUUUCAUCUUCAAUGCCCUUGCUGAUGGAAGGAGGUUUUCACUCAAAAUCUCACGAUACAUGGCCCCAUUCAUUCUUUCCUUUACACGGAUCAGUCGUCCUGGUCCCUUUGCAGAAAAACUGCCCCAAAGCAUGAUGUUUCCACCCCCAUGCUUCACAGUAGGUAUGGUGUUCUUUGGAUGCAACUAAGCAUUCUUUGUCCUCCAAACACGACGAGUUGAGUUUUUACCAAAAAGUUAUAUUUUGGUUUCAUCUGACCCUACGACAUUCUCCCAAUCCUCUUCUGGAUCAUCCAAAUGCAUUCUAGCAAACUUCAGACGGGCCUGGACAUGUACUGGCUUAAGCAGGGGGACACGUCUGGCACUGCAGGAUUUGAGUCCCUGGCGGCGUAGUGUGUUACUGAUGGUAGGCUUUGUUACUUUGGUCCCAGCUCUCUGCAGGUCAUUCACUAGGUCCCCCCGUGUGGUUCUGGGAUUUUUGCUCACCGUUCUUGUGAUCAUUUUGACCCCACGGGGUGAGAUCUUGCGUGGAGCCCCAGAUCGAGGGAGAUUAUCAGUGGUCUUGUAUGUCUUCCAUUUCCUAAUAAUUGCUCCCACAGUUGAUUUCUUCAAACCAAGCUGCUUACUUAUUGCAGAUGCAGUCUUCUCAGCCUGGUGCAGGUCUACAAUUUUGUUUCUGGUGUCCUUUGACAGCUCUUUGGUCUUGGCCAUAGUGGAGUUUGGAGUGUGACUGUUUGAGGUUGUGGACAGGUGUCUUUUAUACUGAUAACAAGUUCAAACAGGUGCCAUUAAUACAGGUAACGAGUGGAGGACAGAGGAGCCUCUUAAAGAAGAAGUUACAGGUCUGUGAGAGCCAGAAAUCUUGCUUGUUUGUAGAUGACCAAAUACUUAUUUUCCACCAUCAUUUACAAAUAAAUUCAUUAAAAAUCCUACAAUGGGAUUUUCAGGAUUUUUCUUUCUCAAUUUGUCUGUCAUAGUUGACGUGUACCUAUGAUGAAAAUUACAGGCCUCUCUCAUCUUUUUAAGUGGGAGAACUUGCACAAUUGGUGGCUGACUAAAUACUUUUUUCCCCCACUGUAUCUGUCAAAGCCCUCAGAGAAUCUUGAGACAAAACAUAAAGGUUGUCAUUGUACCUCGAAACACAGCAGCAACCAGUAGUCUUAAAGCGCCAUUUAAACACAGAUAUGCAUGGAACAUUAUGACACAGUGGACAUUGGAGAAUGGAAUCAUGUUCAUUUUCAAACCUUCAGAGUAUAUUAAUGCCCCUCUGGGUAUUUCAGUCUUCCACAGAACACCCCCAAUGUCCCACCUUAUCAAAUUCUACACACUUGGUCUAAUUGGCGAGAAAAUACAAAUGUUGGGCGCUGAGUGAUAAUGAAAAGCUUGAGUGGCUGGUCUUGUGCCUGUCGUUAGAACGGAGGCCAUUUGAUGAGCAGUUCGUGGGUUAGCGCUAAUGGUGUGUUUAUUGGACCAUGGGGCCCAGUGUGGGUGUGUGGGUGUGCUGUAUGUAUUUAACUGUGUAACAUAAGGUUGGGAUUGUUGUUCUCUGUUUGGAGUUGAGUUAUUGUCAAUGGAGGAUAUUUUUCAGUUGUGGGAAGUGGUGUGGUGUGCUUUACACUUUACAGGGUGAUGUAGCAUUGCAGAGUGUAUUGUACUCUAGCUAUAAUGGUGUACUUCUCUCUCUCUCUCCCCUCUCUCUCCUCUCAUCUCCCUCUCUCUCCUCUCUACUUCGCGCCUCAUCUCGUCUCUCUCCUCUCUCCUCUCUCUCAUCUCUCUCCUCACCUCCUCUCGUCUCCUCUCUCUCUCCUCUCACCCUCUCUCUAUUCUCUCUCUCCCUCCCACUCCUCCUCGAUCUCUCCUUCUCCCUCGCUCCCUCCCUCCCUCAGCAGAUCAUUGAGCUGCAGGCUCUUCUGUGGGAGGCGAGGGAGAAUGCUCGCGGGAUGCAGGAGGAACUGACAGUGGAGAGACAGGCUCACAGAGACCCCACCCACAGCAGCUCACAGACAUUCACACAGGUACACAACCAUAGAGAUAAAACUGUUAUAUAACUAUGUACACGACACUGACUACAGCCAAACCCUUCUAAACCACACAGAGCGUUGUUACUGUAACGUCUUGUCAAUGCUAAUACAGAGUAUGCACCGCACCUGAGAACAGUAUGGUAUCACUACUAUGAUAUGUACAACAACAACAGUUUAUUAUAUACAUGCAUGCACCCACUUAGCAAACAGCUAAAGCAAACGGUGCUGCACCUAAUCCCUUAUCAUAACAACACUGGCACUGUGAGCCCCUGUAGCCCACUGACUGGCCUGUCCCCUCUCUCUCUCUAUGUGUGUGUGUCUCUCCCUCUAUCUCCAGCUGCAGGAGGAGCACCAGAAGGCCCUGACGCGGAGGGACUUCCAGCUACAGAGUCUAAGUCUGCAGACACGGCUACAGCAGAAGUUCUGGAGCCAGGAAAGGAACCUGAUGUUGCAGGAGUCCCAGCAGCUCAAGCAGACCCUGCUGCUGCUCAGCCUCAAGCUGCGCUGCUUCCUCAAACAGUGGCGGAUGGGACGCAAGCUGGACACGGAGGCCAAGGAUGUCUUGGAGGUACAGGACUGACUGGCCACCCUCUCUCUUUGAAUCAGCCACUUAGCUGUGGCAUGGUACUUUGAUUGGUUGAUUAGAUUUUUAGCUGUUGAAGAAGCAGACUGGCUGACUGACUGACUGGCUGACUAAUAAUUUGCUAUGUGUCCCUACAGGUGAACAGUCUGAAGGACCUGUACCUGCUGCUGGAGGAGGAGAGUCUGGCCGCACACCCUCACCAGGGAGACAACAAGAUGACCGCCGCAGAGGAGCAGCCCCUCUGCCCCACCAUCUCCAAGGAGCUCUGUGUGCUGGAGAAGAGCUACAAACAGGUACAGGAACAGGUCACACCUGGGUCAUAUUCAUUAGUGCACACUGUUGCAAAAGAAUGUUGCUACAGAAAACGAAAACAAGCCUUUGUUAUUGGACAAGUUCAGGUAGUUCCUCUCGGGUUUCAGCCAGUUCUUUCUGUUUAGUGUCUACUGAAAACAACCCUAACAAUACACAGGAAACAGCAGUUAUUGAUCAAAUGAAUGACAUGGAGAUCUUCUCAAAUGUCAUGUUCCUCUCUAUGACAUUGAGAGGUCAUUCACUGAUUCUCCAUCCUGUCUGUGCCCUAGACGAGCGGCGUGAGCAGCACUCUGGCAGACCUGAAGGGAGCGCUCCAGGAUCUGAGCGGGGAGCUGCGAGAGGAGCGUCAGGGCUCUCAGGAACUGACCCAGCAGUUUGCCCGUGCUAAGGCCUCCUGGGAAGUGGAGAGGACAGAGCUCAAGAGCCUCAUCUCCCAGGUAAGACCACACCACCUAGAAGGAAGCAACUAGCAUAGAAAUAGAAUUAUUAGAAUGGAAAUUUGACUUCACCCUUAAGGGUACAGUCAAUAUGGCUGACAUGGUAUAGAAACCCUCUGUCGUAUAGUUAUAGUUUCAAACCCAUAGUUUAUCUAAAACCAGCUAAAAACCUUCCACCAUCAGGUGUUAUUUGGCUAGUUCAGAGGCCAGGCUAUUAUGUAGCUUACAGACCAAUGAAUUUCACAUGAGUCUCAGUCCCUGCCUGACCAUUAUCUAAGAGGCUUAGCAUAAAGCAUCCCUGAGAGGGUAAUACAUUAGCCCUUAUACCACCCAGGUAUCACACAGACUACUGGAGAGAGAGGACUGAUAAUAGGACCCUGGCCACCAGGGUUAUAAUCUUUCCCUACUUGGAGGUAGCGUAAAUACUUUAGAGUAGACUCUUGCCUGAUCAGUCAGACAUGCUAUAGCUACUGGGCCCCAAUCGUUUCUUCUUUUGGCUACCUGGAUGUCUGGGCCAAAGCCAUUGAUUGUAUGACCAUUAAGUGAGGUUUUCUAGUUUAAAUAAAGGUCUUCAUUCAGCAUGCAGGAGAGCACCCCCUGAAGCUGUACAAAGAUCACGUUACCCAUUCAUAAAGGAUGACAUGACCUGUCAUUUGUUACAUUUUACUGAGAAAAGUUGUCGAGCUGCGGAGAGCUAUGUUACAGAUGAUCAGAAGUAUGAAUCAGUCACUGGGUAUUCAUUUAAUCACCAAUACUCAUGUUGACAAAUGGCUUGAAACUGCUGAUAUCCUGAGGUGGUGGAUUUGUGCCAAUCUAUCUGUGGUUUAGUCUGGCCGUCUGCUUUUCCCCCAGACCUCCGUUCACUUUGUGUGUGUGUGUGUGUGUGUGUGUGUGUGUGUGUGUGUGUGUGUGUGUGUGUGUGUGUGUGUGUGUGUGUGUGUGUGUGUGUGUGUGUGUGUGUGUGUGAGAUAGAUAGAUAGAUAGAUAUAUAGAUAGAUAGAUAGAUAGAUAGAUAGAUAGAUAGAUAGAUAGAUAGAUAGAUAGAUAGAUAGAUAGAUAGAUAGAUAGAUAGAUAGAUAGAUAGAUAGAUAGAUAGAUAGAUAGAUAGAUAGAUAGAUAGAUAGAUAGAUAGAUAGAUAGAUAGAUAGAGGGUAACUGGCAGUGAGAGAUGAGUUUAAUAUAAAGACGACUGCCAGCCUGAGACGUUUUCAUAACAGCAGCCUCCGUAAUGACUUAAAUGAACAGGCUUUGAGACAGGCCACUGCAUUACACCAAGAUAAUAUAUAUAUAUUAUCAGACCAGGGGGGAAAGAGAAGGUGAAAUAGAGAAAAAUAAUUAAGAGAGGAAGGGAUGGAGAGGAAUAAUGAGAGAGAGGGGGGGAUAAACAGAGGGCGAGAGAGAGAGAUACAGUAGACACAGAGAGAGUUUGAAGCAUGUUGCCUUGGUCCUGUCAGACUGUUCCCUCCCUCUGCAGUCCCUCCUCCAUGUGUCUGUAAGGGCAUAGCUAAAUGGUUGCCUGCCCUGAGAGCAGCACUGUGCCAUGGGGAUCCCUGUCCUGGCGGCGCCACCACAGCUACUCAACACCAUAACUGGGUCACAAUUUAAAACCAAGGAGGAGUGGGCUGGACCAGGCUUUUUCGUUCAUCCCUCCCCCCUCCUUCCUCCUCCUGUAUCCACCGUAGAGGCUUCUGUCUCUCUCCUCCCUGGCAGUAGUAAUGUGUUGUGUGUCAGGGUGAGAGGGAGAGAGGGAGGGAAAAUAAGGGUUAAGGAGAGAGGAAAAGGGGCUUCUUGUGCUAUAGUUCUAGACCUUUAUUAAACUGGACACAACUAACUUCUUUUUUUUUCAUGUAUAUAUCCUGAUGAAAGAAGGCCCUACAUGGACUGUAGGAGCAUGGCCCAGUCUGUAGCCUUGGCUCAAGUCUAGAUUUUGCCCCGGGUUAGAGUCCUGAUUUGUCUUUUGUUUGUGUAUCACCAGAAGACCCAGAUGACAAUGUAGUAAUUCAGUUGAAACACUUUAAAAUGGCGUCACCUGUAUGAACCAUGGCCAUAAUCAAAGCGUUGACUCUCUUUCCCCCAGUCUGGGAUAAUUUGUCAUCUGAAAGGUCUGACAGGUGACUCCACACCAAAUUGGAAAUUAAAACAGCCACCGCUAGGGCUGUGGCAGUCAUUAAAUUUUGUCAGCAGGUGAUUGUCAAGCAAAUAACUGCCAGUCUCACGGUAAUUGACCGUUAAUUAACAUAAACACUGUUUGGGAAAAAGUACCCAAUUGUCAUAGUUGAGUAAAAGUAAAUAUACCUAAACAGAAAAUGACUGAAGUAAAAGUGAAAGUCACCCAGUAAAAUACUACUUGAGUAAAAGUCUAAAAGUAUUUGGCUUUAAAUAUACUUAAGUAUCAAAAGUAAAUGUAUAAAUCAUUUCAAAUUCCUUAUAUUAAGCAAACCAGACGGCACAAUAAAAAAUAUAUUUUUUUAUAUACGAAUAGCCAGGGGCACACUCCAACACUCAGACAUCAUUUACAGGUAGCCAGGGGCACACUCCAACACUCAGACAUCAUUUACAGGUAGCCAGGGGCACACUCCAACACUCAGACAUCAUUUACAGAUAGCCAGGGGCACACUCCAACACUCAGACAUCAUUUACAGGUAGCCAGGGGCACACUCCAACACUCAGACAUCAUUUACAGGUAGCCAGGGGAACACUCCAACACUCAGACAUCAUUUACAGGUAGCCAGGGGCACACUCCAACACUCAGACAUCAUUUACAAACUAAGCAUUUGUGUUUAGUGAUAAGUGUGUGAAUUGGACCAUUUUCCUGACCUGCUAAGUAUUCCAAAUGUAACGAGUACAUUUGGGUCUUAGGGAAAAUGUAUGGAGUAAAAAGUACAUUAUUUUAUUCAGGAAUGUAGUGAAGUAAAAGUACAGAUACCUCCAAAAACGACUUAUGUAGUACUUUAAAGUAUUUUUACUUAAGUACUUUACACCACUACAUAAACACAUUUAGCAUCUCCUGGCUUCCACGCAUAGCCUACAAGCCACUGAUGCAGACCUUUGGAACAUCUACAUUUUAAGAAGUCUAAUAAAUCCAUGUAAUAUAGCCAACACCUUCACAAUAAAUCCAUUAUUUAUUUUAGACAGGUCUAAAGAAACAUGAUUUGAAGAAUGUAGUCUAUUUCAGAAGGACAGAAUAGCAUACUCUGAGUUGUCCUUAUGUUAGGCCCUGAUCUGGCUAUGCCAUAUGGCUGUGGGCUACACUAGCAGACAAGAUCUGCUUAGAAUUCAGUGGCAUUAUUUUAUAUUAUCUUAUAGUAUGAAGAAUACAAUUGAACAUAGCUGAAUAAAAUAUAAAUAAUAUUUUCUCCAAAUGAUUUGAGGGAGUGCGCACAUGCGGCCAUUCUGUGUUGAGCAGUUAACAAAGAAACAGGUCCUCCUAUAUUCUUAAUUUAGAGUUAUUUAUGCAACUUUAGUUGUGAUACAAACGUUGGGCUAUAUGUUUAGAUUUUUAAUACAUUCUAAGGCUGCAUGACGCGACUAAUGAUGGUUUGAAAAAAGUUGCAGGCCGCACACACUUCAUCAGUCUCUCAUUCACAAUUUGACAAGCACUUGAUAAUGCCUAGAAUUUCCUGGCGGCAUCCCCUUUGUGUGGCCGUAAUUGGUCAACUUGUCCUGUGCGAGAAAUAAAUAUUCCAAACAUAGUUUGGGACAGUUGUGGGAUGCGAUAGAUCCUAAAUUAAUACAACCACUAGUAUAAAAAAAAAUGUUUAAAGCCAAUGAGGCUGAUGCAACAGAUCAGAACAUUUAGCUUAAAAUGUUGAUAAACUAUUAGGCUAUUUCUUUACAUUAUAAAUAAAAAAAUUAAUUGGUCAUUUAGCAGACGCUCUUAUCCAGAGCGACUUACAGGAGCAAUUAGGGGUAAGUGCCUUGCUCAAGGGCACAUCGACAGAUUUUUCACCUAGUCGGCUUUCGGUUACUGGUACAACGCUCUUAACCACUAAGCUACCUGCCGCCCCAUUAUAAGUGCAGCAAUGCGCACACAGCAUUAGGCUGGCUAUAAGCGUGAAUGUUCCAAAAUGCAAUCAAUUAGCGGGAAAACACCAUUCUCAAAAGAGACCGCAAAUGCGAUUAUGCAUGUAAUCCUUUAUUAUAAAGGUGCAUUUUUAUGAUGAAAAUUAUCUUCCCCAAACUUGAAACUCACACGCCACCUAUGUAUGCCAGUUAGGCUCUACACCGGUUGUAAAGCGGAUUAAUGUAUCAUUCACAAUUCAUAGGCUAAAAUUGUCACCCAUCAGACUAUUCUUGAUUUAAUCUUGUCUUUACAUAUAUUAAAUACUAUGUGUGAAAUUUGUUUUGAUUUAGAAUGGACCAUUAUCAUGCACCUGUCUUGAAACAGGGGCAUGGGGAAAAAAUACGUCAUGUAUGCACUUAAAUAGCGAAAGGAGGACGCUUUUCCCAUGGUUCAUUUUCAUGCCAGCCAGGUAGGCUAUACUCCUGUUGUAAAGAGAAGCAAUGUGCUUUUUAUAUAUUUUUAUUUUUUAUACAUUUACAUUUUAGUCAUUUAGCAGACGCUCUUAUCCAGAGCGACUUACAGUUAGUGAGUGCAUAUAUAUAUAUAUUAUUAUUAUUUUUAUUUUUUAUUUUUUCAUACUGGCCCCCCGUGGGAAUCGAACCCACAACCCUGGCGUUGCAAACGCCAUGCUCUACCAACUGAGCUACAUCCCUGCUGGCCAUUCCCUCCCCUACCCUGGACGACGCUGGGCCAAUUGUGCGCCGCCCCAUGGGUCUCCCGGUCACGGCCAGCUACGACAGAGCCUGGAUGCCUUAUAUGUGCUUAAUAUUAGGAAAAUUGAGAAAUAAAUAUAGUAGGCCUAUAAUAUAGAAAGCUGAUGGGAUCCUCCUCUUUUUAAAACUCUGUUUUCUCACGCAAUUGCAUAGCCUAUAGAAAUGUUGCGCAACAUGAGCUCAUGGGCUCUCAUGAAGUGUUUGAUUAGAUAUUCGAUUAUAUUUGCAUUGAGUGAUUAGAGAGACAAUAGAGUGCUGAGUACCAGGCAGUUAGCAAGUUUGGUAGGCUAAUAAUCACCAUCAGCAGCAUCAGAGCUUGGAAAAGCCUAGUUACCAUGACUAAAUGGUCACGUGGAAUUUGACUGUGGUCAUGACUCGUGACCGCCAAUGUAUUAGAUCAGAUUUACUGACUAACCUUUAUGGCAUAAUCAGAGCUUGAUUCAUUUUGCUUUUCUGUAUAUUUAAAGAAACUCAUUCAUCAUCUGCUGCCCCACCCUGAGAGUCAUGCACGCACCGGAGUAUGCAAGCCACACACACACACACACACACACACACACACACACACACACACACACACACACACACACACACACACACACUCACACACACACACACACAAUGUUACUGUGCCCCCUUUACCCCUUCACCCCUAUAAACUACGCUGUUACUGUGCCCUUGUAUUGUGUAAACCCACUGUGCUGGUGCCCAGGAAGGAACUGGAUGGCACAGCUGGGUCCAAUCUCUUCCUGCUCUGCUCAGCCAAUCAUAUCAGUAGGAUGGCAUCCUGGCAAUGUGGCAUGGCACCAGCAGCUGUUACACUGUGUAACCAGUCUUAAGGCGUAAUGCCUACAGAUGCGUCACAAAUGGCACCCUAUUCCCUAUAUAGUGCACUAUCUAAUUUUGAAUUUUGAGACCCAUGUGGGCCCUGGUCAAAAGUAGUGCACUAAAACAUAGUGCCAUUUGGGACUCUUGUCUGUCUUCAGUGGUUUUGGGGGGAAUCUUGGGUGAAUUGGGAGUGUUCAGAGCAAAUGUCUUUCUCUGUGCUAUAAACCUCCAGACAACCAUUAAGUCACCACCCCGCAACGCCUCACCAAUAAAACUCAUUAGGGAUAUUCGUCUGAUAGGCCACCCAGACUCCUCCAUUAGCACCAUAUAAGGCUGGAACCUGCAGUCAUCCUCCGGCACCAUGGCGAUUGAUGGGGCUCCCUCCCCCGAAAGCUGUGAGUUGUAAUACGAGAAAAAAAAAAUGAGACGGACUCGUAAAAGAAAUAAAGAGCAAUCGCCUCAGCUUUGAAGCACUGCUUGAUUCAUUCUAAUGGGGGGAUUGGAGAGGAGGGAGAGGCGGAGAGAGGAGGGAUAUAGGAGGGAGAAAUGUAGCGGGCGUCUUUAGCUGUUGUCUUUUAAUGUGACUGAUAAGAGGAGUUUACAGGUUUUCUCUUACACCUUAAAAACAAGGGAAGGAUUACUUAAAAGUAACACACACACACACACACACACACACACACACACGAGAAGCAUCUGCUGCUGUUCUUUAUUUAUAGGGCUUUCUCAUUAAGUGCCUCGCUCCACGUCUCGUUUUAUAGAGGGAGGAAUACUUAAAAGCAAAUAAAGUCUGUUUAGAUCUUCAGAUAAACAUUUUAGUGUUCUCAGAGAUGGAAAAAAAGAAAGGAAAAUGAAAUAAAUGGAUCUGGUGUGUUAAUCAGGGAGACAGUGUAGGAUGUGUUUGUUGAGCAUUUGGGUAUUCAUUACUUUUGGUAUUACAUCAACACAUAUAAAUGUAAUUUAGCUGCUCAAACAUGCAUGGAACAAGAACUUGUUAUGGCCUGCACUACAUCCCCCAUAGUGUCACAUGAUCAUCAGCCUCACCAACCUCUCCUCCCCUCCUCUCUCUCUGUCACCCUCCGCAAAAGCUGGAGAGCAAGGUGGGCAAGGCUGACCUAGCCGGGGGGGAGAAGGACCUCCAAGGACCUCCCGAGCUGAAGGUGGCGCUGAAGAGGGAGCGUGAGGAGCACCAGCACCUCCUUGCCGACUCAUACGCCGCCGUCAUGGACCUGACCAAGCAGCUGCAGAUGGGCGAGAAGAACUGGAACCGCGAGAAGCUGGAGCUCCUAGAGCAUUUCAGUCAGGAGAGGGGCCAGUGGGAGCAGAGGCUACAGUGCAAGAUGGUAACUGGAUUACAUUUACAUUUACAUCAUUUAGCAGACGCUCUUAUCCAGAGCGACUUACAAAUUGGAGCAUUCAAUUUAUGAUAGUUGUUGUUUUUUAUGGGGGGGGGGGGGGGGGGGGGGGGUAGAAGGAUUACUUUAUACUAUUCCAGGUAUUCCUUAAAGAGGUAGGGUUUCAAGUGUCUCCGGAAGGUGGUCAGUGACUCCGCUGUGCUGGCGUCGUUGGGGAGCUUGUUCCACCAUUGGGGUGCCAGAGCAGCAAAUAGCUUUGACUGGGCUGAGCGGGAACUGUGCUUCCGUAGAGGUAGGGGAGCUAGCAGGCCAGAGGUGGAUGAACGUAGUGCCCUCGUUUGGGUGUAGGGUCUGAUCAGAGCCUGAAGGUAAGGAGGUGCCGUUCCACUCACAGCUCCGUAGGCAAGCGCCAUGGUCUUGUAGUAGAUGCAAGCCUCAACUGGAAGCCAGUGGAGUGUGCGGAGGAGCGGGGUGACAUGAGAGAACUUGGGAAGGUCGAACACCAGACGGGCUGCAGCGUUCUGGAUAAGUUGUAGGGGUUUAAUGGCACAGGCAGGGAGCCCAGCCAACAGCGAGUUGCAGUAAUCCAGACGGGAGAUGACAAGUGCCUGGAUUAGGACCUGUGCCUCUUUCUGUGUAAGGUAGGGUCGUACUCUGCAAAUGUUGUAGAGCAUGAACCUGCAGUAUCGGUUCACCGCUUUGAUGUUAGCGGAGAACGACAGGGUGUUGUCCAGGGUCACGCCAAGGUUCUUUGCACUCUGGGAGGAGGACACAAUGGAGUUGUCAACCGUGAUGGUGAGAUCAUGGAGCGGGCAGUCCUUCGCCGGGAGGAAGAGCAGCUCCGUCUUGCCGAGGUUCAGCUUGAGGUGGUGAUCCGACAUCCACACUGAUAUGUCUGCCAGACAUGCAGAGAUGCGAUUCGCCACCUGGUUAUCAGAAGGGGGAAAGGAGAAAAUGAAUUGUGUGUCGUCUGCGUAGCUAUGAUAGGAGAGACCACCUCAGUCCUGAUAAGCUUCUAUUCUGCUCUGCACUCCAUUCUACUAUAGCAUGGUCUAGUAGUGUAGCUUAGCCAUGUAGUGAGUACUGAGUGACACUAGCUACCCAUGUGGCAUCUAGUGACACUCCUAAUUUUCCUCCUUCCUCCUCCUCAUCAUCUUUUGCUUAUUUUUUCCUCAGUGUGGUCUUUUGUUGGGGUGGAAUGGGAGGUUAAUGUCACUGGUAGGACAUUGGACAUGACAUAGUUGGCUUGUAUGCAGUACUGUACUCUGUAACUAGUGGUCUAGUGUUUUCCAUAGAGGGGUUAGGGAUAACUGGCCAGUAGAGGAAUGCAAGGAGAGACAACAUGCUGCUGAACAUGAGUGUGUCUGCUGCAUGGCCAGACCACACUGGAGGGUGUUUAGUCAGACUGGCCCCAUUACCUGUGUCUGUCUGGCUGGCAUCCAGUCUGUCCCAAACUGACUGGCUGGUCUUGGAAAAUAGGUCUCUCUCUCACUCCAAUACUUAUUGUGUUAGAAAACGGCACAGGAAACAUAGCACUGAGGCCAAGCACACAAUAGGACAUGUCUUUUCUCCUGUCUGUCGUAGCCCUACUGUUGCUUCUGUGUCAGUUAGUCACAUUUGCAUUGUGCAUCAAAAUACAAAAAUUCCUUCAUGAAGUGAACAGCAGUCACGUACUGUAGGAUUCAUUUCAACCACCCCCAUCCUUCCUCCUCUCCCUCCCCCUUCUCCUCUUUCCUCUCUCCUCUCUCCCCCUCUGAGAGGAAAUGUGUAUGUGUAUGUGUGUGUGUGAGCUCAUCUCCCUGUGACCUGAAAGCUCCUGAGUCAGCGUCACUACAUGGACAGCAAGGGAGAAAUACUGUAUCUCCUAGAUGACGGCCACAUCCUCCUCAUGUCCUCCAUUAAACACUGCCGAUAAAAACUACCGGACUGGUUGGACAGGCAACUAAAAAUGGCUCCUUGUUUCUCUCCCUUACAGUCUCUGCACGACAAAACCACCCCCGAAAGAGAAACUGCACCGGACGCUGUUACAAAUGGAACCAAUUUAUCAAGGUAACAUUUGUACAAAAAGCACUAUUUCAAAUGAAAAAUUAAUAGUCAUAGCUGAAAAAGAAUAUCAUUUUUCUUCUAUCAGGACCAAGUCUGUCCCGUCCAUGUUGGAGGGUCUGCUGGAGGCCUGUCCUUUCCUUCCGGGUCAGGAGGUCAACGGGACAGCCAAUGAGGAGGGAGAGAAGGACCAGCCCAACAUCCAGGCCCCUGCCUUUCUAGCCCACACAGACCUGGGUGACCUCACCAGGAAGAACUGGAAGUACCUGACCAAUGAGAUGGCUCUGAUGGAGCAGGGCGAUGCCCCCUUCAAGACGUGGGACUGCCCCAGCUCCCCCAGCAGUUUCCUGGACCUGGAGAGCAUCCAGAGGAGCUACACGGCCCCCGACAAGACCGGCAUCCGCAUCUACUACAGCCCCCCCACCAUGCGCCGUAUGGAGAGCCGGCUGGCCAAGGAGAAGCAGGACAAACCUCAAGCCCAGCAAGGCCACCUGUCUCGGGCUUCAACUCCCUCAGACCCUGGGGCCCUGGAGGGCCAAUCUCCCUCCUCCUCUGCCUCCUCCUCUUCGUCCUAUGACCAGUGGUUGAGCUCUCUGUCCAAGCAGCACAGGGACCUUCUGGAGAACAGCAGCGGGGGCGCAGGGGUAGUGCCCUUCCACGGCCUGGAGAUCUCUGCCAACCUCUCGGACGACAUGAAGGAGAUGACCAACUGCGUGCGCCAGGCCAUCCGCUCCAGCUCUCUGGAGAGGAAGUGCAGCAAGGAUGCGAGCAGCCAGACGGUGGGGAUGUCUAGCCGCUCCACCCAGACGGCCCAGUUUGUGACUGUGGGACUGCAGACGGACGGGCUCGGGUCUCGGGGGGUGGGGGGCUUCCACACCAAAUCCUCCUGGUCCCCCCGGUCCUCGUCUUCACUGGCCUCGGCCCGCUCGCGCCACAUCUCCUCGUCACUGGAUAAGGUGCACAGCCGCAUCGACAGGCCCUGCUGCUCUCCCAAGUACGGCUCUCCCAAGCUGCAGCGACGCGUUUCCGCCUCAUCCUCCAAGCUGGACGGAGGAGGAUUGUCCUCGGCUUCCUCCAGAGACCGCAGCCUGUGGAACCUGCACCAGCGGUCCUCGACCUCCAGCGGCUCGGCCUGGGCCCGUUCCACCACCACCAGGGACAGCCCCGUGCUCAGCGGCCUCAAUGACGGCCUGUCCAGCCUGUUCAGCGUGGUGGAACACUCAGGCAGCAUGGAGUCCCUGUGGAAGAGUGAGCCAGGGGCCAGCCCAGCCCGCCAGGCAGCAGGGAAGCCCUCUGGCCCUGGACCAGACACCGGAGCCCAGAAAUACGGCCCCUUCCAGGAGUUUUUCAGGAACGUGUGCGGCCGGACCGGAACGACCAUGCCCGGGGGAGGGGAGAGGGGGCAGAGGGAGGUGGGGGCCAUGGAUGAGCCCAAGCCUGAAUUCCUCUCUGGGGCUUCGCUGGUGGGGAACGACAGCAUCACCAAGAUCGUCAACAAGAGGUUCAUGAGACAGAUGCCCAGGGAGGAGCUGGGGGCCACUGCUAAUGACCCCACUGCCAGGGACCUGACCUUGAGCUCCAGCAUGGAGGUAGGUCCCACACACACACACACAUACAGGACAUCAUAUCCAAGCAUAUUAUUUGAGCAGCUCUGUCUUUCAUUGGAUGGCAUUAUAACAUAACUAUUUACUGUCUCCUCCCUGUCCCAGGAUGCAGCGUGUGAUUGUAACUCCCAGUCUCUUACUUCCUGCUUCACCCGGCCCUCCCGCUCAGCCACACGUCAUUCACUGGGCCACUGCAUGCACCGCUCCCAGGAGCCUCCCACGGCAACGGAGGAGAGAGUGGAUGCAGGCAAU
Coregonus sp. 'balchen' is the source of this 19289-nucleotide messenger RNA. Lineage: Eukaryota; Metazoa; Chordata; Actinopteri; Salmoniformes; Salmonidae. The record is from the annotation of a GenBank genome assembly.